UGAAUACAGCUUUGGUGACGAUUUUGUUUCCCCCCACUUUGUACUGCCUACCCAGCAUACCCCCAUCGUUUCCACUGGCUCGCUAGACGCCAGCGCUCCCAGGCCCACUUCCACUGCUGCGCCACGCCAUGUUCACCCCGGGCGGCGGCGCCGCCGCGUUGCCCGGCAACCCGCCCAGCCCGGCGGCGAGCCGCCGCACCAAUGGCUACGCCUACGAGAGCCGAGUGCUCAUCGCUCUGCUCCUCGCCUCCGCGCUGAUGUUCUUCUUGACGUACCAGCUCUUCGGCCCCGCCGCGGCCACCGCCGUCGUGGUCCUCUUCCUCGUCUUCGCUCUCGCCGCGCAUCGCGUCAGGAUCUCCCGCAGCUUCCCCUUCCUGCACCUCUCCACCCGCUCGCUCCCCGACGGCGAACCAGGGAUGGACGCGGUGGCGACCUCGGCGCUCCCGGCGGCGUUCCGGUACAAGCGGGAGGACGCCGCCGCGACGGGGUGGGCGCAGUGCGCGAUAUGCCUGGGCCUGGUGGCGAUCGGCGACGCCGUGCGGCGGCUGCCGACGUGCGGCCACCUGUUCCACGCCGCCUGCAUCGACCAGUGGCUGCGCGCGCACGCCACGUGCCCGAUGUGCCGCGCUGCCGUCGGCGCCGCCGUGCCGGAGUUGCCCGUCUAGCGGCGGCGGUGG
This is a messenger RNA of Sorghum bicolor (sorghum), 677 nucleotides long. Its product is annotated as RING-H2 finger protein ATL66. The record is from RefSeq and is a predicted model, not a curated record. NCBI's taxonomy places the organism in Eukaryota, Viridiplantae, Streptophyta, Magnoliopsida, Poales, Poaceae. The transcript has a single exon. Bases 129 to 665 code for a protein of 178 amino acids.